GUCGGAGGACCACACUCGUUCCUUGAGGAGGCCGGCCAGAUUGCUUUAGUGGAUUAUUGCAAGAGUGCAUAUUUGUCUCGACGGCCACCAUGGCUAUAGGACAGACCUCCUUCUUUACUGGAGUCGUCCUCCUUCUCAACGCGACCAUCGGACGCAAGCUGAAUACGAGCUCGGCUGAGGUGACAUGGAUCACCCCGGGGAUGUCCCUGACAAGUGGUGCUUUCCUGCUCCCAUUUGAGAAGCUGAGUGACCUAUUCGGGCGCAAGGUCCUAUACAUCAGUGCGAUGACCGGCUUCACUCUCACCCUGGUCACCAUUGGGUUCACUCCAUCCGCCAUUUACAUGGAAGUUUUCUUAGGGAUCCUUGGCCUCUUCUCCGCCGCCGUUGUGCCUCCAGCUACUGGUGGACUCGGAGCAGUAUACAAGGAGCCGUCCAAACGCAAGAACCGAGCCUUUGCCUGCCUCAGUGCCGGGAACCCCCCUAGGAUUCGUGUGUGGGAUGAUAAUCUCCGGGAUCGCUGCUCAGGUCGCCAGCUGGCGUGCCUCCUUUUGGGCUCUAGUGGUGGUGUACGCAGGGUUCACUGCGCUGGCAUUGUGGAGUGCCCCCUCAGAGCGGCCAAAUAGUACCGCACGAUGGUCCUGGUCAUCCCUUCAACGAUGCGAUCCGCUGGGUAUGCUGCUGGUCGUAGUCGGAGUUGGCGUAUCUUCCGCCUCCCUAACGUGAGUUCUCUGCCAUUGCCGGCGAAACAAAGUAGACUCGAAUGAUAUUGAUUCGAUAUUUUUCCAAUCAGACUCGCAGACGAUGCACCACAAGGUUGGAGAACGCCGUAUGCGUUAACGGCGCUUCUCUUGAUCGGACUCGUUGCCUUUGGCCAUCAAUGGGGUCU
Aspergillus alliaceus is the source of this 886-nucleotide messenger RNA. RefSeq lists its product as uncharacterized. The record is from RefSeq and is a predicted model, not a curated record. The transcript is spliced from 2 exons. Bases 90 to 623 code for a protein of 177 amino acids. Gene Ontology annotation, cellular component: membrane. Gene Ontology annotation, molecular function: transmembrane transporter activity. NCBI's taxonomy places the organism in Eukaryota, Fungi, Ascomycota, Eurotiomycetes, Eurotiales, Aspergillaceae. Gene Ontology annotation, biological process: transmembrane transport.